AGAUUUAACAUCGUUGUUAGAAAUAGAAACAAAAUUAUCAUCGACAGAACUAGAAUUUCAACAGAUAUAGCCUCCCCAUUAACGUCUCCUAAUACUUCGGUAUCAUCUUUAUAUCCCAUUGUUAUUGAAACAUCAGAAAGUUUUCAACAUGAUGAUAAAGAUAAAGAACAGCAACAACAACAACAACACAAACAUUCACUAGCAGAAGAAAACGAUUUAAAUAGCAAGAAAAAGAAAUUACAUUCCAUUUGCAAUUGCAAAAAGAAUAACAAUAACAACAACAAUAAUAAUAUUAUUACAUGUUGUCAUACUGCAGUUGACACUUUAAAACAACACAAGUCACAAAAUAAUACAAAUAAUACAACAAUAACGACAACAACUAAACGUAAUAACAAUAAACAAAAACCAAGUGUAGCAACAUCUUCAGAAACAUUAACAAAUCAAAGUCAAGAGGUUAAAGCUCGUUUGGCAACACUAAGAACUCGUAAAAAAGUUUCAACACAACAACAACAGGAACAAAAAGGACAAAAGAUUGGCAGUGGGUCAGCUGCUACAGCAGGACCAUUAGGAUCAUCACUAUCCUCAGAGUCUAUUAGUGAAAAAGUUAGCGAAAGUAGUGCGGAAAACGAUUUUAAUAGGACUCAGCUGGGAAGAUAUUUGAUAAAGAAAGUUUCCCCCGUUCUUGAUGAUGCAACCUUAAAUCUAAUCGAAACCUUGAGCGAAGAAGCGAUACUCCUAGGACUUGCGACACUACAUCAACCCAGACCCAAACGUAUAGCAGCCAAUCCAAUUACACCACAAAUUGCUGCUGUUACAGGCGUGCAAACGUCUGCAAGCGCUGCUCUUAAACCAUUGCCAAUCGAAGCAACAAAUACGAAUUCGAAGAAAAGAGCGCGUAUAAUGUCGCUGUAUGAGCGUCCAUUUCAAACGACCAAUGAUGGUCGCGGUGGUGGCGGAGGCGGUAGUGUUGUGGGCAAUGGUUAUAUGACUUCAAGUCGGUCGAGUGCCAGUAGCGGUGGUGCUGCGAUGGUUAUGAAUGAUACCAGUGAUACACAAGAAAUGGCAAAUCAAUAUUAUCUAUCGGGUAGCAGUGGUUCUGUUAUUGCAGGCAAUUCGAAUCCUUCGUUGGUGGGUAAUGGCAGUGCCAUCAAUCAUGCGCCCACCAUGGGAACACUGUGUAAUAUUGGAAACACUUGCUAUUUGAAUUCCGUGGUAUACACUCUGCGUUUUGCACCACAAUUCUUGCACAAUCUUCAUCACUUGCUAGCGGAUUUGAAUGCUCUGCAACAGAAUAUAGCGAGAGCACGAGCAAAAUCGUCUUCCUUGGGUCGCGGCAUUAGUGCAGUGCACAUGGAGAAUGCUCGCAGUUGGAGUAGCAAAGAUUUAGCCUCCAUGGAACAGGGCCAACAAUUCUUCUGCCCUAACACAAGUUACUCAAAGAGUUGUCAUCAGCUGUUGACUGAAAAACUGCAUGAACUCUAUCAGAGUUUGCAUCGCAAUGAGAUUAAUGAAUCGACCGAACCUCAUCAUGCCGAUACUCUAUUGCAUGCCAUACAAGAUGUUAGCAGUAUAUUUGAGGGUAAUCAACAACAAGAUGCGCAUGAGUUUUUAAUGUGUCUAUUGAAUAGUAUAAGAGAAACAAGUCAAACCUUAAUCAAAGCCAUAGCUGAGUGUCCAGAUGUGAUAUUGAAUGGAUACAUUUCCAACCCUGAUGAAGUUGAACGAGUUAAUGAAAACCAUACUUCUGUUGCUGGCAGUGCUGUUGGUGGUGGCAUUGCAAUUGGCACUAGCAAUAGUAAUAAUAUUAAUAGUUUAGCCUCAGCAAGUUCAAAAACUUCCUCCUUCUUCUCACGCAAAUCAAAGCGAAAAGAUGAAAGUAAAAAUUCCAAAAACUCCCGCCUUCAAUCGCCUCUUAAAGAUGCCCUCAUGUCUAGUGGCAAUACACAGACCACGAGCACAGCAAAUAGUCUCUUCUACCUAAAUACAAAUGAUCUCAAUACGACAUCGACUUCGGCUGCCUCAGCAACAGUUGGAGCGGCUUCAAUUGGCGGUGGCAGUAACUCGCUAACCUCACCUUCAAAUUCUACUGCUAUUGUGGCGGGCAGCGCGACAGCGUUAGAUGAAACAGAUGCCACGGCUGUGGCCUUAAUACUAAAGGAUAAACAACGUUUGGAGGGUAAGAUUAGAGAAUUGGGUUUGGAUUUCUUUAAUGAGGACUUUGAGGGCAUAACGGUGUCGACCACCAAGUGUUUGAGCUGAACGAUAACGGAACAAAAGGAAACCAUGAUUGAUAUUGCUGUACCUGUGCCCCAAGCGGGUUACGAAAGCAACGAAUUUAUGGAUAGACCAUCAUCAUUUAUACAGAAUUCCUGCAUUACCCGCGAGUAUUUUCGCAAUGAAAACAAAUAUCGCUGUGAACAAUGUUGUGGCUAUACCGAGGCCAUACGUUCAAUAUCUUACGAAGUCUUGCCACGUCUCUUGAUCAUACAAUUGAGCCGUUUUAGCGGUGGCAUGGAGAAGAUAAACAGUUACAUUCCAACAUCAUUUACCCUGCAAUGUUUCUGUUCCAAAUGCUGUGAACUAAGUGAUGCCAACAAAUUACACAUUUAUAAAUUAUACAGUGUGAUAACGCAUGUGGGCGCUACUAUGUCGGUGGGUCAUUACAUUGCGUACACCUGUUCGCUGGAUUGGGCCAACGAAUACAUCAAUUGUCCCAAAGAGCAACGAAGAAGAGCUAGUCAAGAACGUAAUCUAGGAGCAGCGGCGGGUAAUAGCACUAGUGCCGCUAAUAGUUCGCAAUCUUCAGCGGCCUCCUCUGGAUUGGGUUCAUCGAGUACCGGGUUUAUGAAAAUGAAGAUGAAAUUCGGACGUAGUAAAGCCUCCAGUUCGGGAGAUAUGAGUAAAAAUGUCAAACAAUUAAAUGGUUUAAAUAGCAGCAGCAAAGCCAUUACAAAUGGCAUAGGAAAAUUAUCUAUGAAUAAUUCGACAGCGGCUGGUGUUGGUGGCGCAGCAACACCCCAAUGUCCGGUCACUUGUCAAAGUAUUAACUGUUGUGCCAUGCGCCUUUCAGCACAACAGCAAUUGCAAUACCAGUCAGCCAACAAUAGUACUAGCGAUUUCAGUGAAGAAUCUUCCCAAUAUUCCAACGGUUCUGGCUACAAUACCCCAGCCAAUUACAACAACAACAUACAUCAUAACUACUCCACAUCGGCCAAUACCUCGGGUUACGGCAGCACGGGUAGAGGUUCCACAAAAGCCUCCUAUGCCACCACGCAAAACAAUUGCAGUGAACCCAUCUGGUAUAUGUGUGACGAUGAUAAAAUCAAAGCCAUGACACAAAGAGAAUUUGAAGAAUUAUUAUCACCGGCGCGUAAAAUAACUAUAACUCCCUAUUUACUCUUCUAUGCCCGUUACAAUCUACAAUCCACACCACCAAAAUCGGCAACGGCAUCUACAUCCUCUCCGGGUCCCGUAACAUCAUCGCCACAGACCUCCUGGUCAAAUGAAAGUCUACAGAGUAGUGGUCAUAGUGCCCAUAGUUCGGGUAUACGUAUGUGAGUAACAGCAACAACUAAAAGUAAGCAUAAGAGCAAUACAAGUUAUAGUAAUAAUAUUAAUCUUAAUAAUAACAACAACAACAUUUACAAUAGUAGUGGUAGUAAUAAUACUAAUAAUAUUAUUAAUAAUAAUAAUAAUAAUUGUAAUAAUAAAAGCCUGACUAAAUGCAAUUGUAAAGAACAGGUUAUAUAAGUUAAACUUUAUUGAGAAAGAAAAAUAUUUAAUUCAAAAUUAAAAGUAAACCACACAAUGAUAAUAUUUCCAAGAAAAUAAGAAACUUUAUAAAAAUUAACAAAAAAAAAAAAAAAAAAACAUAUUUGUAUUUAAAAUUUCAAUAUUUUUUUUUAAUUUAUCAU
Molecule: messenger RNA, 3914 nt
Organism: Lucilia sericata (common green bottle fly)
Lineage: Eukaryota; Metazoa; Arthropoda; Insecta; Diptera; Calliphoridae
Product: ubiquitin carboxyl-terminal hydrolase 1-like
Biological process (GO): protein deubiquitination
Cellular component (GO): cytosol; nucleus
Molecular function (GO): cysteine-type deubiquitinase activity; cysteine-type endopeptidase activity
Source: RefSeq, a predicted model, not a curated record